AGGGGAGGAGUGGAGGGCUAUCCGCGUCUGGGUCUGGCCCAGCCUAGCCCACCGCAGUUGGUUCUCUAAGCAGACUAAGUUUGUUUGGGGCUAAUGUGGUCGGGGUCUGACAUGGCAGUCACGGUGGCUAGUUCCCCUUUUUUUGCCCUCAUCUCCUUUUUUUUCCCGGCUUGUCGCGGCUGGGUUUUAUUUAUUGAUGUUGGCCCGACCCACUCGCCGGCCGGGCCGGAUACGGUGGUGGGGGCCGGGGUAUGCCGGCCCGCUUUCUAGGCCCGUUUCGGGCGGAGGCCCGGCCUCGGCCCUCCGUUACCCCUGACAAGGGCAAUUUGAGGC
This is a messenger RNA of Lasiosphaeria miniovina, 333 nucleotides long. RefSeq lists its product as uncharacterized. The record is from RefSeq and is a predicted model, not a curated record. The transcript has a single exon. Bases 94 to 270 code for a protein of 58 amino acids. NCBI's taxonomy places the organism in Eukaryota, Fungi, Ascomycota, Sordariomycetes, Sordariales, Lasiosphaeriaceae.